AUGGCGAAGACAAACUAUAGAUGUUUGCUUGCGAUGGUUCUCUUCUUCUUCUUCGCCGUAUGCAGUGUCAGUAGCUCGUCGCUCGUCAACAAGUUUGCUGCACCGCGACAGUGUCAUGUCUACAAGAAAUCUGGACAUCUUAUCCUCGGCGGUAUGUUUGCAAUCACAGAGAAUUAUCCCUCGACGUGCAACUACAGUACAGAUGAGAUCCAGUUCACUAUGCUACUCCCGGAGGCGAUGGCAUUUGCAAUUUAUGAGGUCAACAGGAGGAGCGACCUUCUCCCAAACAUCACUCUUGGUUUCGAGAUCUGGGAUCACGGCGUCUCGGAAGACGCUGCUGUUGGCAUCUCAAUGUCCCUACUCCAGGAACCACCACGUGGUCCAUCAAAGACAUGUGAUUUGCCAGAACGGAAGAAGCUGGUUGGGAUCGUCGGCCCGGAGUCGAGCGCGAUGAGUGUGUUUGUGAGUAAGAUCGCCCAGACCUACCGGGUGCCUGUGGUAUCCUACUGGGCAACCAGCAACGAGCUCUCAAACAAAGCACGAUUCCCCUACUUCAUGCGCAGCGUGCCUCCUGACCAGCUCCAGGCAGGAGCCAUCGUGGAGCUGCUGUUGAACUUCGGCUGGGACUACAUCGCUGUGAUCUACACCGUCGACAGCUACGGUAUUCAUGGAGCACGUGAGGUAGUGUCUCAGGCUGAGAGGAAGAACAUCUGCAUAGCGAUGUCAGCUCCUCUAUCCGAGCUACACACUGAACGUGACAUGCUUCAAAUCGCUUUGAGGAUAAAGAGGCUUGACUCUGUUCGGAUUGUAGUUAUGUUCUCAUCUACUGGGCCGAUAGCAUAUACCUUUCUCAGUCAGAUCCUGAAGGUUGGAUUACCGUACAAAAUCACUUGGAUCGGCAGUGACGGUUGGGGAUACGAACUUCUCCAAAAUGAUCUCCUGAAGGAACUCGUUGAGGGCAGUAUCUUCGUCCGGUUGAACAGCCCAAAGCAGCCAGAAUUUGAGAGAUAUCUAAACACCAUUGACCCGCGUACGGAUGCUACCAGCGAGUGGUUCACUAACUACUGGAGAGAAAGACUAGCAUAUAAUUGUUCGGACACUGAUGCUUUGGCAAGUUGUGUUGUACCAUUGCCAGAUGGCUUCUCUACUGAGUACAACACAGCGGGCGCUAUAGAUGCCGUCAAUGUGUUCGCCUAUGCACUGCAUUCCCUUUGGAUGGAAACAUGCCCCUCUGGCUCGGCUAAUUGCACCCUAGAAGCGGCUCAAAUUGACGGGGACAACUUCUUGAAGCACCUCCGUAAUGUGACCUUCACGAGUUCCACUGGACCAUUCACACUCAACGAGAACGGCGACACUGAAGGAAUUUACCUGUUUGAGAAUCUCCAAUAUGUGGAGGGACAGCAUCGCUUUAGGGAUGUUGGACAAUGGAACUCUAGGAUGGGAAACGGAGAAAGGCUUCAACUGUUUCAAGAUGAACUACAGUGGUCCGGUCUAAGUUCAAGUCAGGGGGUGCCGAGGUCAACCUGCCGUAAAAUAUGCUCCGCGGGCGUCCAGUCGUGA
This is a messenger RNA of Asterias rubens (European starfish), 1560 nucleotides long. RefSeq names its product metabotropic glutamate receptor 8-like. Gene Ontology annotation, cellular component: membrane. NCBI's taxonomy places the organism in Eukaryota, Metazoa, Echinodermata, Asteroidea, Forcipulatida, Asteriidae. The coding region runs from base 1 to 1560 and encodes 519 amino acids. The record is from RefSeq and is a predicted model, not a curated record. Gene Ontology annotation, molecular function: adenylate cyclase inhibiting G protein-coupled glutamate receptor activity. The transcript is spliced from 2 exons. Gene Ontology annotation, biological process: G protein-coupled receptor signaling pathway.